Rhagoletis zephyria (snowberry fruit fly) is the source of this 2826-nucleotide messenger RNA. RefSeq lists its product as uncharacterized. Lineage: Eukaryota; Metazoa; Arthropoda; Insecta; Diptera; Tephritidae. The record is from RefSeq and is a predicted model, not a curated record.
AACUAAAUAGUGGGUGGUGAAACAUUAAGUGAUUUGCUUGUGAGACGUAAUUUGCAAAGAAAGAAUUAUAAAGAAAUAUAUGUGCAAAAAAAGACCAAUGCAGCCACAAAUGUGUUGAAGAAAGAUUAGAACAACUUUGGUUUGAAAGAAAAGCUGUGAAAGUGAUUGUCAACACUCUUGACUGCAAAUAAUCGUUUGGUUACAACAAUAAUAAUAUUGGCUUUUUCUCGCGUUUUACUGACAUUUUUAGUGUUUAGCUCGAAAAGCGUGUCUUUCGUACGCUGAAGUCGUGAGCACGAAAUUUGGCAUUGUCGCUAAAGUGCACGCGUCUAACUGUGUUUCUUCGAGUCUAACUCAAAUCUAUAGUUUUAUGAAGUGGGCGCAGCGGUGGUAUAUAACAUCUCAUCGUUGACUUUCAUCGCCUUAACUGCUAAUACGUUCGCUCUUAUUGUCUCGCUCGCUGUUUUUUUUUUUGUCUAUAGAAAGUUAUUGUCAUCUGUAGUCGAGGAUUUAAAGUGUUGCUUUCGGUUGCGCAAACAAGCAAAUAAAUGUCCCCAGAGAUAGUAUACACACAAAUAUCUACAUAUUUAACAAAAAAAAGACAAAGCCACUUGAAUGACAAUUAAAUUGUGAUUAGUGUUUUUAUGUUAAUCUUCGAAAGCUAAGCGCUAAUCGUUGUCUGUUGAACGUUGAUCUUCGAAGUGUUGGAAAUUUAUUCAUUACAAAAAAAGCGCUAGUGACCAAUAAUUUUUAUUUAAAUUUUUACAAAAAAAAAAACAGAGAAUACGGUAAUCAAAAACAAACAAAAAGAAACCAAAACAAAUUGUAUAGAUUUUAUCUUCGUUGUAAGCUUUAACUCUGCUGUCACUUUUAAAUCAACGAAAUGGCAUUUCAAAGACAACACUUGGCCAUUGGCAUCUGUUUGCUUUUGCUGCACUCUGCUGUGGCUGUUGCUUCCGCAAAAGCUGAUGCAAAGGAAGCGGUUGCCGCAAAGGAGAUACAAGACAACAAAAAGAAAGCCGAAUUCCCCGAAGAGGACACUGACAUGCUUAUGGAACCGAAUGACUUCACACCAGUCACCGUUCUUCGUUCGCAAGAGCAGCAAUUCCACGUGCCGCCCACCUACCAUUUCCGCUCCAUCCCACCACAUUCCAACCCACAUGUAAUCGCACGUGCCGAUGUGCACCCCGCUGCACCGCAACCCUCCGCUUCCAUCGACUCACACACACAGGCGGCGCAAAAUUACUAUCCUCCGUUCUUUCGUGAAGCGCCACCACUAGGCCAUUCGCGUCCCUACUUCCCAAUACCCGAUAGUCCAGCCAUACCAAAAUUUGCCGCGCCACAUCCCGAACAAGUGCCACUGGGUCCAACGCAACGCAGCUUCGACCCGGCCAUAUUGGGUUCGGGUGAUUUUGGCGUACUGCGUGGCGGCACUUUCUAUCCCGAAGAGGAAAUGUCCUACCACACCGAUGAGAAUAGUGAUUUCAAUCAAUACUAUGGCGAUCCAAAUGGACAUGGACGGCCGUCCAAUGAGGAGUUCGUACAAAAGUACACCUAUCCAGAGGAACAGUUUGCCGAUUUCCGCGAUUUUGCUGACAUAAAUACGCCCGCCGAUUCAGCUUUCUCGCAAUUUGUUGUUGUAUAUGCAGCUAAAAAUUCAACUAAACCCAGCACGCAUCCACGUCCGAAGAACAUCUUUGAACAAUUGGAAUUGUUCGAUCGCGAGAAAGAGCAAGAAGAGAAGAAGAGGCGAGCGAGCAAAUCGAAAUCGAAAUUGUCCAAAACGAAAUUGCAAAAGAAAUACAAGAAGAAGACAAGUCCGAAGGAUGUGGACUAUGAACCGCUGUUGGCAUUAAGUUAAGCACUUAGAGGUAGAGAAGGUUAAGCAAAUUGUAGCAUAUGAAAAAAUUAUUUAUAGAGCGGAAGUGAAAGAUUGGAUUCGAGGGUGAAAAUUUGAAAGCAAUUUUGCAGUGACAUAAAGAAGCGCUUUCACAGAAAUAUUUUGCAACAACCUGUUAGGUUGGCAUAGAUACUGCUAAGAUUUCAACCAAGAAUUCGCCUGAAAUCGGGCUGAAUAUAAAAUAACUUUCAAAAAUAUAAACUGUACAAGUUCUGAGGUAAUUUUUCAGGCUAACGUAAUAUUUAGGAAUUUUGCGGUAAAAUAGCUAUAGCACUGUUCACUUUUUAGUUAUCCACUGCCGACUAGAGUACACACUUCGAUAGCAUUUCUUAUAUAAUUCAUACUUUUAUACUCAAAACCUUUUCAGUAUAGACAAGCUCAAAUUUUAGUUUUAGAAUACGGCCUGCAUUUACCAUUUAAGUUUCUUUAUGCAGUGAUUAUUUCUUGCAAGCUCUCAUUUCUUCUUUGACACAUCUUACUAAGGAAAUCUAAUUUUUAGCAUAAUGUUUCAUUAAAAAUUUUUUAAAAAUGUCACAACAGAAAUUUCAUUUAUCGUUAGCUUAAAUUCGCUACAAAAAAAGGAAUAAACUUUUUUUUAAAUCAGAUUAGAAAAGUAUGUACAUUAGGAUGGCGCAAAAAAGUAAGGUCGGAAUUUUAAAGCACUCAUACCCUAGGAUUUUUCUAUACCGGUAACAGUAUACCCCAAUUUUUUUAUUUUGCAAUCAAACAAAUAUUUAAAGGUCGCAAAAAAUAAAUAAAAGCUACUUUUCGUAGAAUUUUUUUUCGAUCGCGAAACUCCAGUUCUCUACAGGAGACUUUCCGCAAUAAUACCCAAUUGCUUAUUUAGCCAUUAAAAAAACAGGCGUAUACUUUUCUCUGGUAUAGAGUAAUCCUAGGGUGUGAGUGCAUAAAAAUUCCGACUUUAC